GCGGCGGGGAGGCGGCUCCCGCCCUGGAGCUGGUGCGGCCGUCGGUGACGGAGCUGUGCCAGGUGCGCACCAACAUCCUGUGCACCGUGCCCGGCUGCGGCAAGGUGCUGCCCAACAGCCCGGCGCUCAGCAUGCACCUCAGCAAGGCGCACCGCCUGCAGGAUGGAAAAUUUAAUGCACCAAUAAGGAAGGGGUUGAAAACUCCACAGAAAUUCUACUGCUGUCCUAUCGAAGGCUGCCCUAGAGGACCAAACAGACCAUUUUCCCAAUUUUCUCUUGUGAAACAGCACUUUAUGAAGAUGCAUGCUGAAAAGAAGCACAAAUGUGAUAAAUGUAGUAACUCCUAUGGUACAGAAUGGUAUUUGAAACGGCACAUAGAGGACUGUGGCAAGACUUUCCGGUGUACUUGUGGGUGCCCGUAUGCCAGCAGGCCAGCAUUAUUGUCUCAUAUUUACAGAACUGGCCACGAAAUUCCUGCGGAGCACAGGGAUCCUCCUAGUAAGAAAAGGAAAAUGGAAACCUCCGUACAUAAUCAGCAGUUGGCAGAGAAAGCAAAUAAAGCACUCAUCGAUACACAUAAUAGUAAUCCUGGCACUCAGGAAUUGGAGUCAUCUGAAGUGAAACUAGUGGCCUCUUUUGAAGGUUCCUGCAAUUCUAACUUCACGAAGCAAGUACAGCCAAAAUGUACACCGAAGAUGCUUUUGCCAAAGCCCAAGGUGGCUUUGGUUAAACUUCCAGUGAUGCAGCUCGCUCACUUGCCUGUGUAUGUGUCUGCAACAGAUUCUUCUGUCAAACCUGUUGUAGUGGCUGUUGAUAAUCAAGGUUCAGUUUUAAGUACCGUUCAUUUCUUGCCUCAGUCUGUAGGGAUUCUGAUUCCAGCACUGGAGGCAGAAACGCUUGUAUUUAAAGACACUAUGCCUGUCUCAAAAGUAACAAAUUCUGGUGAUAACGAACCAGUAAGUACUGGUGUGCAAGUUGACUUGGACAAGGUUGCACCAAAUAGCCCAGGUCAAGAACCAGGGAAUGGUUGUCAUAAGAGUAACAUUUCUUCAAUAAAUGUACAGACUGACUUAUCUUAUAUUUCACAGAACUUUGUGCCGGCUGCAGCCUGGACUCCUGAUUCUUCUGUGUCUUCUUGCUCUCAGACAGAUCUGUCAUUUAGUUCACAGGUUUCACUACCCAUCAGUGUACAAACGCAGACGCUGCUGCCUGCUUCCAAACUGACUUCAUCCAUAGCUGCUCAGACUGAUGAUUUCAGUCAGGCUUGUUUCCCUACAUGUGGCAUUUCUAGAGAGACUCAAACCAACAGAACACAGGACUCCAUUGAUGGAAGAGUGCAAAUGGACCAGGCUGUAAUGUGCGGUGACAUCUUUGACAAUGUUCAUCCAUCAUAUAAUGUUUCUACUCAGAUUGAGCUUCCAGAAAACAACUUAAUGGCUGCAAAUAUAGAUCAAGCCUUGCUGCAGAGGAGUAAUUGCAAGAGCCUCAAUCAAGAUACAGUGAAGUCUGAAUCCCUUAUCGGCUUUAAUACCCAGACUAAUAUACUUCCACCUCAAAAUACGAUGGAUAAUCAAACGCAGACAAUGGACUUGCUAAGUGAUCUGGAAAAUAUCUUUUCAGGAAACAUGUCUGGCCAGACCCUGGAUAAUCGUGGCCUUUUGUCCGAGACUAGCUCUAAUGCUGACACACAUCUGCCAUCUGGUCCAUCACAGAGCACAGGAAUAGACUUUGACAUUGAAGAGUUCUUUUCAGCAUCCAAUAUCCAAACUCAGACUGAAGAGAGUGAGCUUGGUACCCUAAACUCUGAGCCAGUUUUGGAGUCGCUGGACAUUGAAACUCAGACUGAUUUCUUAUUUUCAGACAGUGCCACUCAAUCGUAUAGCUGCAGAGGAAAUUCUAACUUCUUAGGUUUGGAGAUGUUUGAUACGCAGACACAGACAGACUUGAAUUUCUUCUUGGACAGUAAUACCCACCUGCCUUUAGGAAGCAUUCUGAAGCAGUCUAGUUUCUCCAUGAGUACUGACUCAUCGGAUACAGAAACCCAGACAGAAGUAUAUCCUGCCACUAAAAACAUACCUAAUCAGAGCAUAGAAAGCAAAGUCCAGCUCAAUAGCGCUGAAACACAGACUAUGGACAGCUGCUUUGAGAAUCUGGGGAAUUUAUUCCUUACCAGCAACGAGACACAGACAGCAAUGGAUGACUUUCUUCUGGCUGACUUAGCCUGGAAUACAAUGGAGUCCCAGUUCAGUUCGGUAGAAACACAGACCUGUGAAGAGCUGUGCUCCUUGUUUCAGAGCUCUGACAAGCCCAGCCAUUGAGUACUGUGUCACAAAACUGUUUUGUGUGGUUUGAAAUUAAAUUAUUGGGGUGGGAGAGAGAGAGAUUGACCAAGUCACCCAUUUUGCAUUGUUGAAUGUAGUUACUGCGUGCAGAUGGCCUAAGAGACUUUUCAUGCUGAAGGUACUUUGUUGAGGUUCCGUUGUGCUGGACCAAAACCUGACCUGUCCAAUUCAGAUGCUUCCCUGAACUUACGGGGGAGGAUUCUCUUAGUUUUGUCUCUGAUUUGAUUUUCGAGGCACUGUCUCUAUUAGCAUGAAGGAACUACGUCGUUCAACUCUGCAUUGCCUUGCAGUCAGGGUGAUGUUAUGUUUGUCUCGUGUGCGACUCUUCUGCUUCACCGAAAAUGUAAUCAGACAGCCUGAAACAGUGGAAAUUCCCGAAGGAGCUGCUGAUCUCUAGUUGAACAACAGAAGUCCUUUACUUCUGAUUCUUUUUCAUAUACUGGCUUUUCAGGAGUGUCUUCAACAUAACUAGCGAUGGAAUAUAAUAGAUGACUUGUGAUGAUGUAGACCAUGCAGCAUCCAUUUUACAACAAGUAAUGCUUUACAUGCAUGCUUCAAGCACUCGCAUGCAGAGCUAGACUGAUAAUAUUCUAUUUUACAGAUAUUUGCAAAUGCAUCUAUGAUAAAAUAAAGCUAGAUAUGAAAGAUAGCCUUUAUUUCCAGCUUACAGAACUCAAGAACUGAUUAUGAUCUAAUUUAAACUUGUAACUAUUUGGGAUGGAUGAGUAAUACGUCUCACGGGUGAGCCUUUCCCAAAGCAUGUGUGAGUUAAUACGUCUGGAAAAUGACCUUAAAAUGUGUUUUCUCAUCACUGGUGGGAUUUUGAUCUAGUGGACAAAUUUAGUUUUCAAAGGAUGUUCAUGUAUGAUUCUUGCUAUGUAAGCCAAUAAACUUGCAACGAGCAGAGAAAAGCAAGUUCUCAUUUCUUAUACCUGUUUUACAAGUGACAAUCCCAAAGAAGGAAUGUUGUCCUAACAAUUGUGAAACAUUCAAGUAUAUUAAUGCAUGCAGAGAAAAUCCUGUGCCAAAAUACUGUUUCAUAUUUCCCGAUGUUGGAAACUGAAGUGUUACACAAAUCUACUAGUAAGUUAUUCACAAGUAUUGAAACAUUUUGUUCACAAAUGAAGCACUUAUUUAGUCCUGUAAAUUAUACAUAUUUUGGAAUAAAGUUAACUUCAACCAA
Molecule: messenger RNA, 3525 nt
Organism: Cygnus atratus (black swan)
Lineage: Eukaryota; Metazoa; Chordata; Aves; Anseriformes; Anatidae
Gene: ATMIN
Product: ATM interactor
Exons: 7
Coding region: 132-2318 (728 amino acids)
Biological process (GO): regulation of transcription by RNA polymerase II
Cellular component (GO): nucleus
Molecular function (GO): DNA-binding transcription factor activity, RNA polymerase II-specific; transcription cis-regulatory region binding
Source: RefSeq, a predicted model, not a curated record